This is a messenger RNA of Saprolegnia parasitica CBS 223.65, 417 nucleotides long. RefSeq lists its product as hypothetical. Gene Ontology annotation, molecular function: phosphatidylinositol binding. The coding region runs from base 1 to 417 and encodes 138 amino acids. Lineage: Eukaryota; Oomycota; Saprolegniomycetes; Saprolegniales; Saprolegniaceae. The transcript has 2 exons. The record is from RefSeq and is a predicted model, not a curated record.
AUGGUCUACCGGAUCGAGCAAGUGCGCUCGCUGCGGGCCAAGGUCGCCGCCGUCGCCGAGGCCGCCGACAGCAUCGUCUACUACGUCAUCGAAGUCGAGCAUGGCACGUCAGCGUGGAGCAUCGCGAAGCGCUACUCGGACUUUCACGAACUCUGGUCGGCGCUGCAUGCGCAUUUCGCCGCGCCGCCCGACGACGACUGCCACGCCGAGGUCGCGACCGACGUCGUCGACCUUGAUUUUCCCAAGAAGAAGAUGUUUCGCUCGCACGAUCUCGCGCUGAGCCGCCUCGACGCGCUACGAAGCUACCUAAAGCUUCUCAUCAUUGCGCUCCAAGACGACCUCUGCGACGACGACACGACAUGUGACGCCGCCACGCGCCUUCGCACCUUCCUCGGUCAUGGAUACCUUGCCCUUUGA